Molecule: messenger RNA, 1615 nt
Organism: Sclerotinia trifoliorum
Lineage: Eukaryota; Fungi; Ascomycota; Leotiomycetes; Helotiales; Sclerotiniaceae
Source: the annotation of a GenBank genome assembly
GUUUCCCAGAAACUUUAACGAGUAGGAAAUUGAUGGCUUGGAAUGAUGGAUUGAUUAGAACGAGUCAAGUGUGCUAUUAGGAGUGCUAUUAGGAGUGGGAGAAUUAUCGUUUGUUAUCUUAUCAGAGAAUUUAAGAUCGACGAAGAAAAUGCAAGAAAAAUCGUCAUUUUUGGGGUCUUUGCAUUAACUACGAUUUUAUUGAAGACUCACUUGAAGGAAGGUAUCGCAAUUUUUCUUUCGUGGCGAUAAUAUCUAUCUAUUUAUUGACUUUGGAGGUUGUUUAUUUUUACCUACCUAGUGAUAUUAUUAUUCUUCGUGAUUGGAUUUACUAUAUUAUACCUACUUGUACUAUAUCUGGAAUAUAGACUAGAGCUAGAAGGAGGAACAGAGGAUCGAUCUAAGUUGAAAAUCGAAGAGAUGUCUGAAGAAACAUAUAAGAAAGUUGGACGAGGAGGCGCGGGGAAUUUUUAUAGUAAACAGGAUGUGGAGAGGAGUAAUGGGACUUCUGUAUGUAUAUUUCUGCCUUGCCCCUUCAUCUAUUCCUCUUCACCCUUCCUUCACUCGAUACAACCAGCAACGACUAACUUAAUCGCAAAGGACCUCGAAGCGCAAUCCUCAAGCUCAACAAAACACAAUAAAACGCCCUCCUUAAUCUCACAAGCACUGCGCGCAGUAGGUGGUGGACCUCCACCUGAAUAUCAACGUUUGUUCCCAUUCUCAUCUGCUCUCCCUAUCUCCCUUCCCUCGCACUCACAUCUCCUCCAUUCCCAACAAAAACUAACACCCAAACCAGACACCGGCCGCGGCGGCGCAGGAAACCUCGCUUCACCUGCUUCUCUCCUAAACUCAGGUCUCACCCAAACAACAACUAAUUACCAAAACCCCACCAUUAACCCCGCGCCCCCAUCGAGUUCGCCCAGAAAUGUAAAGAGUAGUAUGCAGAGUGUUGUGUAUAAAGGCGGGGUAAGUCUUCUAUUUCUAUUUCACCUCCAUUCGACUCCUCCCUCUUCUCUUCACUUGAGCGAAAGAAACCCGAAUCAUAAUACAAACAAAAGAUAUAGAAAAAAAAUAGAAAACUAACCUAAAAAUAUAUAUACAGCGAGGCGGCGCAGGUAACUACAAUUGGGAAGCAGAUGAAAUAGUUAAGGAAAAUCAACGUAUUUCAGAAGAAAACUCACGAAGAGAGAUUGAGAAGAAGGUUGUGGGGGAUGUGGAUGGAGAUGGGGAGGGGGGUUUGAGGAAACCUGGGAGGGCUUAUGAUAUUAAUGCGGGGAAGGAGAUGGAGGGGGAAGGUGGGUGCUGGGUGGGAAGGGUGGGGUGAUGGGUGCGAGGUUGGAGUAAAUGAAUGUGUUUGGGGAGUGUGUAUGUUUUGGCUUGGAUAGGUGGAGUGGUAGAUGGAAUGAUAUUUGGGUUUCAAUGCGGAGUUGAGUAAGUACUCGAUGCUCGAUACUUGAUAUUUGAGAUGAGCUGUGAGAUUGAAGCAUAGGAGAUACGAUGGAAUAGGAGGAAGUCAGCCUUGUAUUAUUAUCUCAACAUUGGAUUUAUUUAAGGAUCCGCCAGGAUAGAUAGACAUAGAUCUGAGACGGGCGACUGUCGAUUCUUUUGUUUUUUUUUU